Molecule: messenger RNA, 843 nt
Organism: Aplysia californica (California sea hare)
Lineage: Eukaryota; Metazoa; Mollusca; Gastropoda; Aplysiida; Aplysiidae
Product: classical arabinogalactan protein 9-like
Exons: 2
Coding region: 1-843 (280 amino acids)
Source: RefSeq, a predicted model, not a curated record
AUGUCGUGGACCCCGUGUGUCCCCCCUCGUGGCAGAGGCCGUGCCGUCAACAGGCGUGGUGGUGAUGGACAGCAUCAGGCCCGAGGGGGGUCCCGCGGCCCCGGACAGUCAAGGGCUCCGCAACGUCCACCCAGAGGGGGCCCCAGGGGCCGUGGUGUUUACCCACAACAGCAGAGAUGUGCUCAGAAUGGUGAAUGUCAUGAUGGAGAUGCCCCGAAUGGUGCUUGUUCUUCAACUCCUGUAGGAGGGCUUCUUAAUGGCGCUUGUUGUACGAAUGGUCCAGUUGGAGGGGUCCCAAACGGUGCGUGCCCCCCAAUGUGUCCAGCUGGAGCGGUCUCUAACCGCGAUAUUCCAGUUGUUACAGUCCCUAACGGUGCAUGUCCACCCCCCUGCCUCGCUGGAGGAGUCCCCAAUGGACAUUGUUUGAGUUCCUCACUGCCCCCUUGUGAGACCCCACCUACUACACUGCCCCCUAGUGUGGCCCCACCUACUACACUGCCCCCUAGUGUGGCCCUGCCUCCUGCAUUACCCCGUGGUGUGGCUACGCCCUCUGAACUGCCCCCUAAUGGCGACGCAUGCGCUAACCCACCGGUCCAUACAGGACCUGCACCAAAGACAAAUGGACGUUCAAAAAAGAAAUGGCGCGCUCCCAAGCCCAAAAUGACAAAAAAUAAAGGAUGCACUGCCAGCCUCCCACCGCGACCCCCUGGGCAGUCCCUUUCUGCACCCCCCACAGCUCCCCAAGGACGGGGGCGGGGUAUGGUGGGAAUGUAUCCUGCAAGAAGUCUGGAUGAUCUGGCAAAGGAAAAACGCAACGCUGGAAACCAAAGAUUUGGCCAGUGA